This is a messenger RNA of Planococcus citri (citrus mealybug), 2022 nucleotides long. RefSeq lists its product as uncharacterized. The record is from RefSeq and is a predicted model, not a curated record. NCBI's taxonomy places the organism in Eukaryota, Metazoa, Arthropoda, Insecta, Hemiptera, Pseudococcidae. The coding region runs from base 289 to 1794 and encodes 501 amino acids. The transcript is spliced from 6 exons.
UUGGGUACUCGUUUGAAAUUUAAAUUCAUCGUAUCAGGGAAUGAACCGAACAACAUGUUUACCUGUUUCUGUUCAUCAGCGAUAAAUCAUAAAUUUCUAUUAAAGGUGUCAUGAGUUCACAACUUUGACGUAAUAGGUACCUACCAAAAUCACACGCAUUCGCCCAUAAACAUUACUUACGUAGGGCACCAAGCCCGAAAACAUUAAACUUCGAUCUAGAUUGUUUAGUUUUCUUCCAUCAUAUCUCGAUCUAAUGCGCCACUGUGAACCACGAAAUGAGAACUGAAAAUGAAAAUCAGUUUUUAUACAUCCAAGUUUAUCAUUCUAUAUUACAGUUUCGCUGUGUACGCCAGUAAUUAUAAUGCUUUGAUAUUCGAUCGAAGUAGAAAAUUUCUCAUCGAAGUGCCGACAAGUAAAAUUCCAAAAGAUGCGAAAUCUGAGCUAUGGGCGUCAGCAUGUCCAGCCGAAGAUAAAGACGAAACUGACAAGAAAUUCAAUGAAGAAAAAUCAUUCUACAAAAAUGCCUUAUUUGUACGACAGAUUUACAGCGAAAUAAAUCAGCAAAAAUUCUCAGUGAACAUAUGCGAUAAGCCAUUCAAACUUUCAAUUGCUUCGUACGAUCAACGUUCGGUUUAUUAUGAAUUCGGUUACGAGAUUUACUUCAAUAAAUCGGAUGAAGCAAAAUUUACCCUUUCUGAUAAAUCGAUGUACAGCAAGUUCCAAGAUAUAAUGCAAUUGACAAGUUCACCGACGAAAUUAGGUAAAUUCGCAUUUAAUGCGGUCAAAUCUGGAUUCAAGUCAGUGUUAGGCAGAAAAAAAAUCAAGCAGGACAAAGAAAAGGGUUUCAUGUGGAUACCUGUAUUCAAAGUGAGAAUCAUGCACAGACAGCUUCGAAGAAUAAAAUACGAUAUUCGUAAAAACAAUAGACAGCCAAUGAUUCAAUGUGACGAUUACAGUUUGGGAAAAGAGAUGUUUUACAAUAUUGACGCUGACGAAUUCUAUUCGAGACAUGUUCAAAAAAAGAUAUUCCAAAAGGCUGAACUACCAACAGAUUCAGAAGUUGCAUGUGAAAAUAGAUACGAAUGUUUUGAAAAAUGGUCGCUAAUUCCGACAGACCAGUUUCAGUUUGGGUCUUCUACUCUUCCUACGUGUUCCAAUGUGACAACUAUACCAAUAUGGAGCAGAAUAAUGAGAGAUAUAUUGAAAAAAGUAGACAAUUUUUUAUACGCACUGUCCAGGGUAUCUGAAAAACCAUUACGUAUUAUCGCAGGAGUCCAUAAAUACCUUCUUCUACCAUCAAAAAAAGUAUGGCCACCAAAAAAGUUGAUAGCUCUGAAAAAAGACGGAUUCUCGCUAUUCGUACCAAAAAUAAUUUACAAAUUGGUCAAAUUCAAAUUGAAUAAUUUCUGUAAAGAUGAAGAUUCCGAGUGUUGGACUGGUGUUAUUAUAUUGAUCCAUAAUAAUCCAAAUUUCAAAGAGGAACAUCGAAUUUGCGAAGAUAAAACUGAAAAAUUGGGAUGGACAGAGAUCACAAUGUAUGAAACAGUAGACCUAUCUAGGAAUGGAGUUAAAUCUAAAGCCAAAUCUAAGUAUAUUUACGUUUGCGCAAUCAGACAAGAUAGCAUCGAGCGUGUUGGAUUAACGUAUAAUAGGAAGUUAUCCACUGGUGAAUUAUCAUUGAAGAAUUUCCCGGGCAAGCCAAAAAUUCUAAAAGAAUUGGAGAAGUUGUUUUCACUUGACGACGAAAAAGUGAUAGAACGGCCUUCCUUUGAUGAUGAGAAUUUUCAUAUCUAGAGUGAUGAAUUUUGUAACGCCGAGGUAGGAGAAGAAAGAGCUAGGUACUUAAAAACAGCUGUUAAAUCGGAGUACCUAAUCAAAAACUGCAGAAGUCAAUUAGGUAGUAAGACGACCACCCAUCAAUAGUAGGCCUUCAGAAACUGGCAGAUUGUAAUUUCAAUGAUAAGCCAUAUCUUGUUAUCAAUUUGUGAAUGCUAAAAUGAAAAUAAAUGUCUACUUCUCUAA